This is a messenger RNA of Bursaphelenchus xylophilus (pine wood nematode), 3704 nucleotides long. The record is from the annotation of a GenBank genome assembly. Lineage: Eukaryota; Metazoa; Nematoda; Chromadorea; Rhabditida; Aphelenchoididae.
AUGGCUGAAACAACCUUGAAAUGGGGAAUUUUGGGCUGUGGGAAUAUCUGCAAUGACUUUGUUAUGGCGUUGGAUAAGACGGAGCGCAAGCAUAAGGUAAAAAAUCAAUUUAUGCAUCGAAGAUCAAUUUAAUAUGAACUGUUUAUUAUAUAUUACAUACAGGUUGUUGCGAUUGGCGCCUCGAGUCUGCAACGAGCUGAAGAAUUCUAUAAAUCCCAUAGUCUUGAUGCUAAAGUUUAUGGGGACUAUGAAUCCGUGCUGGCUGACAAGAAUGUCGAUGUAAUUUACAUAGGCCUUAGGAAUUACCUCCAUCAUGAUCAUGUGAUCAAAGCCUUGAAGGCUGGGAAAAAUGUCUUGUGCGAAAAACCGCUUGGACUAAAUUUAAAGCAGACCCAGAACAUGAUUGAAACUGCAAAGUCUGCUGGAAAAUUACUGGUCGAAGGCUACUGGAGCCUCCAUUUUCCGGCUUAUCGAAAAUUGGACAGCAUUUUGGCUAAAAAAGAAUAUGGAAAAGCCUAUAAAGUUGAAGCCAGCUUUGGGUAUACGUUGGUAAGCCAAGUCGUAAAUUGAAAAUACGGAUAAACUUGUAAACUUAGCCAUCCGAUUUUGUCAAUUUGGAGCGAGGAGAGACUAUGUUGACUACUCUGGGAUGCUAUACGAUUAUGGUCGCGCAUUUUGUUUACAAAACAAAAGGCGAAGUUUUCAAGGUGGACUGGGCGGUCAAUGAAAAAGGUUAGAGGUGUUUUUGGCUUUUAAAAGUUGAAUCCUACGAUUUAGACAUCUUUUUUUUUAUAUCGGCUCAAAUGUCAUAGUUUUUUAUUGGAAAUAUUCUUUUUAAUUAUUUUUUUUCCUAAUGUCUGGGACGUAACAAAUGAUUCUUUGCUUUCUAUUUCACCCCUUCGCUAUCUUUUAAUCACUACAAAACGCAUGACUAUCGAAUACAAUCGUUCUGAAAUGCUCUUCAACACAGCUGAAUGUCAUAUUGAUUACAAAUUUAGACCCGAAAUUGUCUUAUUUUUUAUUUACAACCUCACUUUUAUUACUUCUUACGGCCUUGUCAACAAGUUUUAUCUCUAAUCGCGGCUGUUCAGGUGGUGAUAAGCGGACGAAAUUGACCUUGAACUUCGGCGAGGGAAAACAAGCCGUGUUGACUUUUGACGAAACUCAGUCGUUGGAAAACAAGCUCAAAGUGCAUUGCGAACGAGGAGUUAUUGAGGUAAAGUUUGUCCCCGGACAUAAAGAUAUGACAAAACCAUGAUAAACGCAUUAAAAAUGAAGAAAAAAUGGAUCCUUUUGCAUCCCUUCUCUGACCGAUUGUGGUUGUUUCUCUAGGGCAGAAGAAACAGGUACAGUGGGGGACCUGAUCCAGUGGCAAAAAAAGUAUCAUUUUACAUCCGGGAAGUUUCAAAAAUGUGGCAAAAUGCUUCCCUCUCCAAGUGAAAAAUCUCCGAUUUCAAAAGCGCUCCGCUGUUUUUGUGAGGAAAAGGGCGCGCGCUUCAAAAGAGAGAGAAGCAUUUUGCGACAUUUUUGAUACUUCCCGGAUGUAAAAUAAAACUUGCUGUUUUUGUGAGGAAAAAGGGCGCGUCCUUCAAAACGAAGUUUUUUCACUUGGAGAGGGAAGCAUUUUGCCACAUUUAUGAUACUUCCCAGAUGCAAAAUGGCACGCCUUUUUGCAACUGAAUCAGGUCGCCACUGUUUAAUCAGUCGUUUAAGGGAUGCAAGGAGAUACAUUCUGCUUUAUUUUGAAUGCGUUUGACAUGAUUUUUGUUAUAUCUGUAUGCCUGGGAAGUGUAUGACCCGAUUUUUUGUAACGGAUAAACCUUCAACAACUAAACAUGAGACGGCAAUAUUUCAGAUUGACCAACCCUUCUGGUGCCCAACUUUACUCACCACGAUUACUGGCGAAGGCAGUCAAAACUACGAAUUUCCUUUGAAUGAUGACAGAAAAUUCAAUUAUCCGAACAGCUCCGGACUAAGAUAUGAAAUAGAUCACAUUUAUGAUACGAUUGUCAGAAAGAAGACUCAAAGUGAGAUUGUGAGCUUUGACUUGAGCAUAAACGUUCAACAAGUUGUUGAUGAAGUCAGAGCCAAAAUGGGAAUCAAGUUUCCAGCUGAUGGAGAAUAAGAUAUUGGAUAUGUGACAUGAAAACCGCUUAACCUAAAUAAAAUAUUCAUUGUAGAAUAAGAUGAUAAAUUGUUUCUGUAAUCGAAAUAUGAGGCCAAAUAGUCGUCCUCAGAACAAAGUUUUAUGUGAAGAAGAUCAGAGGAGGUGGGCAAAAAUUCGCUGUCCUCUGUCAAUCAACUUCUUUUUACAUUCUUCCAAAAAUAUUGGAGUGUAAUAACAACAAAUUACAUCUAUGUAUUGAAUCCGAUAGUUUGUUAGGCACCAAACGGACACCACUGUAUUUUGUAGCCGACAUCAUUUUUAAAAACUUUUACUAAACUUGUGAUGUAAUGAUCUAACUCUCGAUUGCAAUACUAUGGAUAUAUCCAAUCUUGCUUGGAGAUAGAGCUAUGGGCCUUGCCUCAGAUUUCUUCAAGAUUUGAGCCUUGACCACUUCCUCUAUUCCUCUAUCAUCUCAAAGUUCAAUCGUUCCCAUCCUUCGCUUCCGAUUCUUCCAAUCAAGCAUGAUGCCAUUGUUAUUUCCGCAAAAGAUAAGGCCCAAAAACACAUGAAUCAGAUCAAGAAAAACUGACUCAAAUUGAUUUCAAUCGAAAACACGAAGAUUAAUCAGGUCUCUUCGAUAAGGGUAUAAAGACGAUCUUCAAGGCCAUUUCCGACGGCGGCUGUUGGGCGGUCAUUGAUCGUGGAAGUUGUUUGUUCGUUUCUUAUCAGUAAUCGGUGAUAAAAUUGGGAUCGAUGUCUGAUUAGUUGCAAAUCCUGUUUAUUUUGAGACGGGGAGGAGUUUUGGGCCACGGUGAGGUCGUUAAAUGAGCCUUGGGUCAUGGCGUUAGAUUUAGGCAAACAUUUUUAAGGGAGGUCUUAAGAAGGCCCCUAGUGAGUUAGUUCUUGUUCUAAGCAAAGUUUCUUGUAAGCAAGUUGAACUUACAAAGCCCACGGUAUUACUUUGAUUGUGCCGUGAUUUUGCCAAUAUUGGCCUUUGAUGAGUGUGACUAAAUUGUCUAAUUUUUAGAAUGAGAUCACUAGUGAUCAUUGUCGCCUUGUUCGGCGUUAGCUGCGCCCUCCGCCAGCAAGCCGUUGGAGCUGAGGGUACCCUCUUGUGCGGUGACAAACCCGCCACCAAUGUUCGUGUUGCGCUUUGGGAUGAGGAUGACGGUAGAUUUUCUUGAUAUUGCAGAGAAGUUACAAGAAAAAAGAAGCUGACACUAGCCUUAGAAAUGACCUGGAUAUUUCUGAAAUUGCGUGUGGCAUUUUUUGUUCUAGGCCGAAUAACAGGACCACAGUACAACCUUAAAACAAACAUGUUUUAGGCCCCGACCCAGACGACAAGUUGGCCGAAGCCCGCACCGACAGCAACGGCUACUUCAAGAUUCACGGCUCGACCCGCGAACUGACCAACAUCGACCCCAGACUGAAGUUCUACCACGACUGCGACGAUGGAAUCAAGCCCGGUCAACGCAAGGUCAAGCUCGCCAUCCCCAGCCAAUACAUCUUCAGCGGAACUGAGCCAAAGAAAUGGUUCAAGUUGGGAACCUUGAACCUGGAGAGCAAAUUCCACAAGGAAGAGAGGGAUUUGUUGUAA